ACAGAGAGAGAGGGGACGGGAAACGGGGCGGGGGGCGCGCGCAAGGACUGAAAAAAGAAAAAAAAAGGAACGGAACGCGAGCAGAGCACCGUGAUGUAUUAGGGCGCUCGCGAGCACCCCCCAAAAAAGACUGCACCUGGAGGCGAAAAGGCGCUGCUUUCCGAGAUUACGCGUAAAUAUCGCGUCACCCUGAGGUCGAAGCAAGGAGAUUAUCCCGGAGAAGAGCGAGCGAGGGGGGCUGGAAACGGAGCUCCAAUCCCGGAUGGCUAGGCGCGGCUGCUCGCGCUCUCUCCCACCCUGACCCGGGAGAGACACGCAAGGACCGCGGGGAAGCUCCAGGGCUCCACAUGAACCCAACCGGAGCCUGUUAACCCGCGAUCACCCUCUCUGCCGUCUUAUAUCUCGGCCUGUUUUCCGCCGAAACGGGAAUCUUGUCUGGCGCACGGGACCGACCAUAAACAAACAAGGCAGCCGCUCGGGUGGGAGAGUGUUCAGCAAGCGUCCUCCGAAGGGUGUGAGUCUGUGUUGUUUUACGCGUUUUUUAGCGCAUUACGGAACCAUCAGCUUGUACUGUAAGCGCGAGUGUGUGUCUCUGUGUGAAUUUGCGUGUGUGUGAGAGACACAGUAUUCUGAUAUGGCUGUACAAGACUGAGAGUCCAAGGAGCCAGCGGCAUUAUGGCAUGUAGCAGGACUGUGCAGUGACCCUGCUCAUUGGAAGGAAACACACUGUGUACAGGAGCAGGAACAGGCAGACUAGUCUAAACACACGCACACACACACAUUCAUCUUUGUAUACACACACAUCCCAGGAGCCUGCAGCCAUGCCUGUGUUCAGUGGCCUAUUGAAGGUGCGAGUGUGUGAGGCAGUGGACCUGAAGCCCACCCCGUGGGCCCUCCGUCAUGCUGUGGGGAAGAGCGGCUCCUUCCUGCUGGACCCCUACCUGGCCCUGAAUCUUGACCAGACCCGGCUUGGCCAGACCGCCACCAGGACCAAGACCAACAGCCCCGCCUGGCACCAGGAGUUCUGCACUGAGGUCCGAGAGGGAAGGAGUCUGGAGCUGUCUGUUUUUCACGAUGCCCCCAUCGGAUACGAUGACUUUGUGGCCAAUUGCACCAUCCAGCUGGAGGACCUGCUGCAGAACGGCACCAGACACUAUGAAGACUGGAUUGACUUGGAGCCAGAGGGGAAGGUGUACGUGGUCAUUGAUUUGUCCGGAUCCUCUACUGAAGCCUCGGGAACCAACGAGAAUGAGGAACGAGUGUUUCGAGAGAGGAUCGGCCCUCGCCGUCGUCAGGGUGCCGUCCGAAGACGCGUCCAUCAAGUCAAUGGACACAAGUUCAUGGCCACCUACCUGAGACAACCAACCUACUGCUCACAUUGCAGAGAUUUUAUCUGGGGUGUGCUCGGGAAGCAGGGAUACCAGUGUCAGGUGUGUACGUGUGUCGUCCACAAGCGCUGCCAUGAGCUCAUCAUCACCAAGUGUGCCGGGAUGAAGAAGCAGGAGGACACGCCUGAGGAGGUGGGUUCACAACGGUUCAGUGUUAACAUGCCCCACAAGUUCAGUAUCCACAACUACAAGGUUCCCACCUUCUGUGACCACUGUGGCUCCCUGCUGUGGGGCCUCAUGAGGCAGGGCCUGCAGUGCAAAGUGUGUAAGAUGAACGUGCACAGACGCUGUGAGACCAACGUAGCUCCUAACUGUGGUGUGGACGCCCGAGGAAUCGCCAAGGUCCUGUCUGACCUGGGAGUCACGCCCGACAAGAUCUCCAACACCGCACAGCGCAGGAGGAAGUUGACUCCAGGGCAGGACCCUCCCCAGUCUCCUCCUGAGCUCUCCCAGCCCGAGGACAACAGCUUCAGCCAGCCAGCUGUCCCCACCUCCCCCUCACAGCAGGACUUGGCAGGGUUAGAUCGCCUGCAGGACACGCUGUCACUCGACCAGCAGGGACCCCAACACUCCUCAGCCUCGUCCUCCUCUUCCUCCUCCUCCACCACCUCCUCUUCCUCCUCGUCCUCCUCCUCGGCAGGCAGGGAGAACGGACAGAUCCAGAGAAGGAGCCUCAAGGACUUCAACUUUAUCAAGGUUCUCGGCAAAGGCAGCUUCGGCAAGGUGAUGCUAGCGGAGCUGAAGGGGACGGAGGAGGUUUAUGCAGUCAAAGUUUUGAAGAAGGACGUAAUUCUUCAGGACGACGAUGUGGACUGCACCAUGACCGAGAAGCGCAUCCUGGCCCUCGCCCGCCGACACCCCUACCUCACCCAGCUGUACUGCUGCUUCCAGACACGGGACCGUUUGUUUUUUGUAAUGGAAUAUGUGAACGGAGGAGACUUGAUGUUCCAGAUUCAGCGAUCCAGGAAGUUUGACGAGCCUCGCUCUCGUUUCUACGCCGCCGAAGUCACCUCAGCCCUCAUGUUCCUGCACCGUAACGGGGUUAUCUACAGGGAUCUGAAGCUGGAUAACAUCCUGUUGGAUGCAGAAGGUCACUGUAAGCUGGCAGACUUUGGCAUGUGCAAAGAGGGCAUCAUGAACGGAGUGACCACCACCACCUUCUGCGGCACCCCCGACUACAUCGCCCCCGAGAUCCUGCAGGAGCUGGAGUACGGGGCCUCUGUGGACUGGUGGGCCCUGGGGGUGCUGAUGUAUGAGAUGAUGGCCGGACAGCCUCCGUUCGAAGCUGAUAAUGAAGACGACUUGUUCGAGUCGAUUCUCCACGACGACGUCCUUUACCCCGUGUGGCUCAGCAAGGAAGCUGUUUCUAUCCUCAGAGCGUUCAUGACCAAGAACCCGGCCAAGCGUCUGGGCUGCGUGGUGAGCCAGGGCUGUGAGGAGGCCAUCAAGACCCACGCCUUCUUCAGAGAGAUCGACUGGGUCCUGCUGGAGCAGAGAAAAGUCAAACCACCCUUUAAACCCCGGAUUAAGACCAAGCGAGAUGUGAAUAACUUUGACCAGGACUUCACCAAGGAGGACCCUGUGUUGACGCCCACGGACGAGGCCAUCAUCCGACAGAUCAACCAGGAGGAGUUCAAAGACUUCUCCUACUGCGCCCCCGAGGAGACGCAGACCUAACACACACACACACACACACACACACACACACACACUGAUCCAACAACACUAAACCUGGCACGCACGUAUGCACACACUGCUGACCAUCAAUCCCUUUACAAACCACACACACAAGCACACACACACACACACACACACACACACACAGUCACUCCUUUACUUUGAAGCUAUUGGUUGUUGUUACUUUUGAAAUAUCCUUUACUUGCAUUGUGUUGUUCUUGUUGCCUGGGUUUAUUAUGAAUAUAAAUAUGACUAUUACUAUGAAUAUGAAUAUGACUAUGAAUAUGAAUAUACACACCUGCUCACGCUCUCACACACAUUUAAGGUGGAUUUACACCCAAACGCACACACAUGCACACUACGACUCCAAGUUUUACUCACAAACACGCUCUCACACGGCUAGCUGCACAUGCACACAUAAACACACUCACACACACACACACACACACACUGCUUCUCUCCCCUGCACCCAUGUGGACUGUACAGUAGGUGCUGGGUGCAGAGGCCUGUAUAUAGCCUGUGUUGAGUGGCUGUAUCGUGUUGGUGUUGUUGUCUGCUAGUAAAGGAGAAUCGUGGCGCAUGGACAAGCACCCUACCUGUGUUAUUACUGUCCUUAUUGUGGACCAGUUAGGGCCAAAUACCCUUUGUGCAAUACCCUGACUAUCUAUAUAUUUUACAGUUUGUUUUGUUCAUGUGUUAUUUUGGUCUUUUUUUUUUCUCCUCAAAAUGUGUGUUUUGGGUGUUUUUGUUUGUUUGUUUUGUUUUUUUGAUCGUGGAAUGAUUGAAAUUUUGCUCUCAUGUUCACCUCCAUGCCCUCCUCCUCCUCCUCCUCCUUCUCCUCCUCUUCGUCCUGUCUCGUGUGUGUAUAAAACGAAUGUCGAGCUUAAAAGUUACAGGCUAUUGAACUAAUUAUGUGGAGCGGAGUGUCACAGGCGGCCUGUGUAGCAGUUAAAAAAGCCCGAUUUCCAGCUAUUUCACCCAUCUGCUAGUUUCAGAGCCCUUCGGCGUCUGCCCGGCCGGCGUGAAUGUGCUGGCCCGUGGGAGUUAAUCUGUCGUGAGUGUACAUUUUCGUACGUGUGAAUGCGUGAUGCGUUUUUUUUUUCUUUCCCUCUCUUCCCUGUCGGUGUGUGACUUUUCGUCCUCAGCAUUUCUGUUUCUAUAGUUACCAUCAGUGUUUUCGCCCCCCCUCCAAAGCACCAAUUCCCCUUUCCCUGCUUCCAGCAGCCGUCUCACUCAGCCAAAACCACCUGCUUUUUCUGACUUUUCUGCUUUUUUCAAGAAUGGCAUUUCUUUCUUAUUGUCUUUCUUUUUUAUUGUAAUUAUUAUUAUUAUUAUUAUUAUUAUUAUUAUUAUUGUAAAGUGUAUCUGGAGGAAACCUUUGUGUAUCAUACUAUAACUAUACUAUCAUAGGUCUGUUACAGCCGGUUGAAAAAGAAAUGUGGAAAACCAGCAGCUGAAUUACCUCUUAUUUCAAACACACACAGACGAAACACACACAUUCAGCCUCUCUCCUUUGCCUCCUCCUCCUCGUCCUCCCUUCCUCUUCUCACUCUCUUUCUUACAGACACACACACUUGCACACAUAGAGAAGGACUGUCGUCGCAUGUACUGUACAGUGAUCUGAAGGCGAGCUGGUUUGCUCUGUGUGCAGUAGAGUCGGUGUGUAGUGAAGCUUUGUGCACCCAGGGGUAGGGCUGUUCCUGGUCACACUAUCUUACUCUGUGCCAAAAUGUAGUGCAACAGCCGGGCUAGUCCUGUCUGGUCUGAUUCCAAUAAAACACUGAGCUGUCUACAUCACUCCCAGA
Molecule: messenger RNA, 4870 nt
Organism: Scatophagus argus
Lineage: Eukaryota; Metazoa; Chordata; Actinopteri; Scatophagidae
Gene: prkcea
Product: protein kinase C, epsilon a
Exons: 15
Coding region: 822-3065 (747 amino acids)
Biological process (GO): protein phosphorylation
Molecular function (GO): diacylglycerol-dependent serine/threonine kinase activity; ATP binding
Source: RefSeq, a predicted model, not a curated record